Molecule: messenger RNA, 1510 nt
Organism: Brassica napus (rape)
Lineage: Eukaryota; Viridiplantae; Streptophyta; Magnoliopsida; Brassicales; Brassicaceae
Exons: 5
Coding region: 758-1291 (177 amino acids)
Source: RefSeq, a predicted model, not a curated record
GUUAUUCUUUGUUUGUUAUUUUUAUUACAAUCUUGUUUAAUCUACUUUGGUAAGAAGAUAGAUCUCACUUAAACACACAUGAUUACAUUAAUAUCACAACUGUGCAUGGUCUUCUUAAUUUAUCACAAGAAUUAUGAGUCAUGACAGACAAGACACCUACUAAUCUUAUUCUAUAAUUAAUAAUAUACAUACUAGCAUGCUUAUAUAUAUAUAUAUAUACUCUUUCUACCAUAAAACUCUUUCGUUGAAGAUGAGAUUAUUGACUUAUAUGCGAGCAAAUUAGUUGUCAUGUGAAUGCCAAUGGUUCCAAUCUUACCAAUAAUGUCAGUAUUAUAUUUAGGGGUGCUAUUAUCCUAAAAAACUGUGUUAUGCAACAACGCACAUCUCUAUCAUAUAAUUAUUUUUAAUUAGUAGUGUUCUUUUGUGUGAACAUUGACUUCAAAAACACCCAAAUCAUGAUUCUCACUUUCUCGAAGAUAUAAAACACAUGUAGAUCAUUUUAUAAUGAACAUAUUAGGCCUUUAAUUUGUUAAAGGCGAGCCAGUCUGCGUCAAUAGUGGUGUUUGUUUAUUACGACUUAGUAGCUAAACCAACUUCCUCGUCAAUGAAUGCCUCCAUUUUCCAUUCAUUUCUAUUAUUCUUCUCAACUUAUAAACUUUUUAUUUAGUUACUUUUUCUUCGCUAAAGAUUCAUCAAAACCUAGACUUUUUUGAGCAAAUUUCAUAGCUAAAAUUGACAUCAAGAACACGAUCCGAGGAUGUCAAACGUCAAGAACAUAAUGUGUACAACCUUAACAAGGUCAAUGCCAGCAAUUGCGUUCUUCGGUAGAAUGGCAUUUGCCCUUGUCUUUGUCAUCUCUGCCAUCCAAGACUAUGCUGAUCAUUUUGGUGGCGGUGGCGGGCCGCUAGAGAAGACGGUGGGACCAGCAGUAAAUGUGAUGACCAAAUAUGGCUCUAAGGUUCUGACGUUUUACACGGGAAUGCAAGUGGUCGCAUUCGAUGUUAGACUUUUAGAGUUUUCACUCAUAACCGCAAAGGGAACUGCAGCUUUGUGGUUCAUCUUUGGACAAUCUACGCCUGCUUACUUCUUGCUCGCAACACAAAUGCUCUCAACUGUUAUCCCUUUCCCUACAAACUUGAACGACUUCACUCAGAACUUGACGUUAAUGGGUGCGUUGCUCUAUUACAUUGGAUUAAAACAUAGUAUCGACAACCUCGAGGAGGGAGAGAAGAGCAAGGAGAAGGAGAAAGAAGAUGACAAGCCCUCCACUUCCAAAUCCAAAGGAAACUAAAAUGUGAAUUCACAAACUCAUUUGCUUUGUUUCGGUAGUUGUUAUUGCCUCUCUCUUUGGUUUCGUCAUUGGCUCUCCUUUUCGCCCCCCGAGCGCCUUGUUGAAUAUGUAUUUUGCCUUCUUUUUUGGUUAAUCACUCUUUGAUAUCAGUUUUCGAUCGAAUGCUUUGUCUUUUGUUAUGUUUCCUGGUUCCUAUAUUGGAUUGUUCAGCUAUGAAAC